GCGGUUCUCGGUUGUGGAGAAUGUCCUUCUCUUUCACUUUGGAUGGAAUUGCGAAAAAUGAUGCAUCAUUAAAGGACACUUUCAAACCUUGCAAGGUUUAUUUCCAAUUUCCCAGACACAGUUCUGUGGGAUAUAAAGUAGCAGAAACUGGACCAGUGUGGGAUACCUGUUCAGAAGUUGAUGACAACACACAGCUUUACAGUAGACUGCUGGCUGAUCCCAGAACAGAGAGGAAGCCCUCUUGAAAGUGAAUGUGAAAGCGCCUAGAAGAGCUGUGGCCUGCGGGCAUUUACCUCACUGAUAUGUCAGUCACACGAGCAGACGGGAUGUCCAUUGCACAGGCUUUGGCCAUGACCGUAGCUGAGAUACCAAUGUUUCUUUAUUCUACAUUUGGGCAGUCUAUAUUCUCUCAGCUAAAACUGACACCAAGCCUGAAGAAGGUGCUAUUUGCCACAGCACUUGGUACUGUAGCGCUUGCUCUCACUGCCCAUCAACUGAAAAGGAGGGGGAGGAAGAGGAUGAAGAAGCAGGUAACACAGGGGAAAGAUAGCCAGAAGACAAUGGGAACACCUGAGGUGUUGAUGAGAAUGGAUAGACCUUUAUUUCUGAAGAGAGGUUCUUUACCUGGCCGACAGAUGAUGAGUCCAUUACGGAGUAACGACACCAUGAGUGGGAUUUCCUCUCUAACCCCUAGUAAACAUUCAAGUUCCUCACACAGCCUCACAUCGGUGCGGGUCCCAGUUUCGCCAAACCAGUCAGCCCAUUCGUCCAUACGACGGGAGGCAGAACCUGUAGUGGAAGAGCCAGCUAGUGCAGAGGAUGCAAAUGUAGAAAAUCUCUACAUAAUGGGGAUGGAGCUGUUUGAGGAAGCUUUGGAGAAGUGGGAACAGGCUCUGAACAUUCGCCAUCAUGCCCCUUCCACCUCCAGCAAUAACAGCAUUGCUCUUCAGGGGGCAGCAUAUAGAGAAGUUCCUAUUAUUGAAACCCACAACAAAGCAUUUGCUGAGAAGUUGGAGUCCCUACUACACCGAGCUUACCACCUCCAGGAGGACUUCGGCAGCACUAUCCCACCAGAUAGCCUGCUGGCAGACUUUGAGAGUGAAGGAACAAUCUUGCACCAAGUGGAGAGCAUAAGCUUGCACAGAGCGCACGAUGAUGAUGCAACAACUAUUACCUCUGAGGACUCCUUCUUCUCAGCUGCAGAGCUGUUGGAUGCCACUCCUCAAGAGGAACUGUACCAGCCCCUUAAUCCAGCUGCUUUAUAUGUAGAAGCCCUCAGUCUAGUCCAGGAAGAAAAAGUGAUCUAUCGGUCCCUCAGGACUGAAUUACUAGAAUGUUAUGGUGACCAAGACUUCGUUGCCAAACUUCAUUGUGUGAGACAAGCAUUCCAGGUUCUGUUGUUGGAUGAGACUCACCGCACAUUUUUUAUGGAGACAGGGAAGCAAAUUAUCACAGGGUUAAUGGUUAAAUCUAACAAGAGUCCCAAGGCCUUCCUGGAGAGUUAUGAGGACAUGAUGCAUUUUACCCAGAGAGAGGACUCAUGGCCCAUCAUCGAGAUGGAGCUAAAGAACCGAGGGGUGGUAUGUAUGAACUUUUUUGACAUUGUGUUGGACUUCAUUCUGAUGGAUGCAUUUGAAGACCUAGAGAGCCCUCCCCCAUCUGUGAUGGCUGUGUUAGGAAACCGCUGGCUGUCAGACAGCUUUAAAGAGACGGCCCUGAGUACUGCUUGCUGGUCUGUUCUGAAAGCCAAAAGACGUCUCCUUAUGGUUCAAGAUGGUUUUAUCUCCCACUUCUACUCAAUAUCAGAACAUGUGAGCCCAGUUUUAGCUUUUGGGUUCUUGGGACCAAGACAACAACUAAAUGAAGUGUGUAGUUUCUUUAAGCAACAAAUAAUGCAGUACCUGAAGGAUAUGUUUGACCACGAGAAGGUGCGCUUCACCUCUGCCCACUGCUUGGCUGAGGACAUCUCAAAUCUCUCCCACCGCCGUAGUGAGAUUUUGCUGGGCUAUUUGGGAAUCGAUAGCCUUCUUGAGCUUAAUGGAAGCUUGCCGAGAGACACAGGAGACCCUGUGGGGCCCAACUGAAAGCAGAUUCUCUGUGAGUUUUAUUGGCUUACCGGCCAGAUCAAAUCCAAUUGGACUGGCUGUUAGAGACAGACAAGCACUUGGAGCUGACUUUUGUUCUAUAGCUUAAGACUGGAACAAGCUUUUGUUCUAAGAUGAA
Messenger RNA from Lampris incognitus (smalleye Pacific opah), 2223 nucleotides. It is a transcript of the gene miga2, whose product is annotated as mitoguardin 2. The coding region runs from base 303 to 2084 and encodes 593 amino acids. The record is from RefSeq and is a predicted model, not a curated record. The transcript has 16 exons. Gene Ontology annotation, biological process: mitochondrial fusion. NCBI's taxonomy places the organism in Eukaryota, Metazoa, Chordata, Actinopteri, Lampriformes, Lampridae.